Messenger RNA from Armigeres subalbatus, 1529 nucleotides. Its product is annotated as probable cytochrome P450 6a13. Gene Ontology annotation, molecular function: monooxygenase activity; iron ion binding; heme binding. The transcript is spliced from 2 exons. The record is from RefSeq and is a predicted model, not a curated record. Lineage: Eukaryota; Metazoa; Arthropoda; Insecta; Diptera; Culicidae. The coding region runs from base 19 to 1515 and encodes 498 amino acids.
UUCAUUUUUUUUUCGGCGAUGUGGAUUUACCUAAGUGUUUUAGCAGUGACCUUGGCCGUGCUAUGGGUACGCAAACGUUACUCGUAUUGGAAGGAGCGUGGCAUACCGUAUUCGGAACCAAGUUUUCCAGCCGGCAAUAUUCGUGGGAUGGGACGAACGGAGCAUUUAUCGACAAUGAUGCAGCGCUGUUACAAAGAUCUGAAGGGAAAAGGACCUAUCGGAGGAAUUUUCUUCUUCAUAAAUCCCGUUGCGCUGGCCAUGGACUUGGAUUUGAUUAAAAAUGUGCUAGUGAAAGAUUUUCAGUACUGCCAUGAUCGAUCACUGUACUACAAUGAGAAGGAUGAUCCUUUAUCGGCUCAUCUGCUUACUAUGGAGGGCACUAAGUGGAAAAAUUUGAGAGCCAAGUUGACGCCUACAUUCACCUCAGGAAAAAUGAAGAUGAUGUUCCCAACAAUCAUAACAGUGGCCGAAGAUUUUUCGAAACUAAUGAAAAGUGAUGCGUCGAAAAAUAGGGAAAUCGAAAUGAAGGAGAUUCUUGCUCGGUUCACGACUGAUGUGAUCGGAAAUUGCGCCUUUGGAUUAGAAUGCAACAGUCUCCAUGACCCCGAAGCUGAGUUUAGACGCAUGGGACGAAAAAUAUUUGCAGUUCCUAAAGGUCGACUCCUUAAAUUUUUUAUUGCCCAACAGUUCCGUUCAGUGGCUCGGUCACUUGGAAUUAGGUUAACUGAUAAAGAUGUGUCUGACUUUUUCUUGGGUGCUGUUAAAGAUACAGUCAAGUAUCGAGAAGAGAACAAAAUUGAAAGGAAUGAUUUUAUGAGUCUACUGCUGAAACUGAAAAAUGCAGAACCAUUAGAAGAUGGCAAUGCGCACAACAUCGACCCUAUGUCUGUAGAGGAAAUCGCUGCACAAGCUUUUGUAUUCUUCGCGGCUGGCUUCGAAACAUCAUCGACAGCAAUGUCCUACUGCUUGUUCGAAUUGGCGCAAAACAUCGACCUUCAAAACAAGGCGCGGAAAUGCGUUACAGAUGCUAUCAAAAAGCAUGGUUCAAUGACAUACGAGGCCACCCAGGACAUGUCGUAUAUUGAUCAGUGUAUCAACGAAUCCCUUCGCAAAUACCCUCCUCUUUCCAACCUGAUAAGAGCGGUUUCCAUGGACUACAAACUGCCCAACAGCGACGUUGUGCUCCAACAAGGUUCCACGCUUAUCGUACCGGUAUAUGCCAUACAUCACGAUCCCGAGUACUACCCCGAUCCAGAACGGUACGACCCGGAGCGCUUCGCACCGGACCAGGUGGCCAAACGAAAUCCGUACACUUUCCUGCCGUUCGGUGAAGGUCCUCGAAUAUGCAUUGGCAUGCGGUUCGGGAUGAUGCAAGCUCGAGUCGGUUUGGCAUAUUUGUUGAAGGAUUUCAAGUUUACGCUGUCCAACAAGACACCGGUUCCGUUGAAAAUCUCUCCACGCACCCCAAUUUACACAUCGGAAGGUGGACUGUGGAUGAAGGUGGAGCAGCUUUAAGGUCGUUGGCGAGG